Molecule: messenger RNA, 539 nt
Organism: Solanum tuberosum (potato)
Lineage: Eukaryota; Viridiplantae; Streptophyta; Magnoliopsida; Solanales; Solanaceae
Product: 1-aminocyclopropane-1-carboxylate oxidase homolog
Exons: 2
Coding region: 33-539 (168 amino acids)
Source: RefSeq, a predicted model, not a curated record
GAACUAGCUAGAAGCUAUCAAUUCAGAUUGAAAUGGAUUAUGAUCCAUCGGAUGAGAGAAAGGCUAUUGAUGAUACAAAAGUUGGUGUUAAGGGACUAGUUGACUCUGGAAUAGACGAGAUUCCAAGACUUUUCAUUAGGCCACCUCAUGAACUUGCUGAUGAGUUGAAUAUGUGCAAGUCAACUCUACAGGUUCCAGUCGUGGAUCUAAGUGGCAUAGAGGUUGAAGAUCGGCGUAAGAAGAUUGUUGAUGAAAUAAGGGAAGCAUCUGAGAAAUGGGGAUUUUUCCAACUGAUAAAUCAUGGGAUUCCUUCAAGUAGUUUGGAAGGAAUGAUCGAUGGGACUCAUAAAUCUCAUGAACAAGAUGUUGAAGUGAAGAAAGAGUACUAUUCGUCUGAUCCAACAGCCAGAAGACUUGAUCAGGUCCCAAUUGCGCCUUUGGGGAAUACUUCAACAAGAUGGGUCUUUGCUUGUGUUCUUGAGAGUUUUCAAGAUGAAAAAACUAAGGUUGUGUCUAUUGAACAUAACCUUUAUGAAUAA